AUGGGCGAUGAAAUCACUGGAUUUGAACGAGAGAAGUAUAUAAGUGAGCCUUUCGAACCUUCGCUUUUCGGACGACAUUUCAUCUCAUGGAUUAUCAAUGAAGGGGAGUCGAUGUUUAAAGAACCGAACAAGGCAGGGAAGCGGAUGGGUGCGAAUCAACCAAAGGAAGACGUUGUUAAGCGAAGAUUUAGAAUGGGAAUAGAUGGGUAUCCAAUCGCGAAAACGUUCUGUUACGUAUAUCCCGAGCGCUCAAUGAAAAUGGAGAGCGAUCUGUAA
Messenger RNA from Strongylus vulgaris, 276 nucleotides. NCBI's taxonomy places the organism in Eukaryota, Metazoa, Nematoda, Chromadorea, Rhabditida, Strongylidae. The record is from the annotation of a GenBank genome assembly.